UUUAUAGCAGUAAAUACAAAAAAAAUAAGUAAAACAGCAUGGCAAUGGCAAAAUUUCUUAACAAACUUAUUCGUAAGAAACCUUAUAGAGAAGCAGCAGAGUCCGAUACCUCUCAUGGAACUACGCUAAAGAGAUGCCUCACGACCAUUGACUUAAUUGCGCUGGGGGUCGGGAGUACACUAGGGGCUGGAGUCUACGUUUUAACUGGAUCUGUCGCGAGAGAUAAAACUGGACCUGCGGUAGUUGUAUCAUUUUUCGUUGCAGCUGUAGCAAGUGUUAUGGCAGGUUUAUGUUACGCUGAAUUUGGAGCCCGCGUACCUAAAGCCGGCUCAGCAUACGUGUACAGUUACGUCACAGUUGGAGAGUUCUGGGCAUUUAUCAUCGGAUGGAAUCUUAUUCUGGAGUAUGUAAUUGGUACUUCGAGUGUCGCCCGGGCCUGGAGUGAGAAUUUCGAUGCUUUAAUCGGAGGAAGAUUUGAGCAGUUCAGUAUGACUUAUCUGAGGAUUGAUAUACCUGGCGUAGCAAAGUAUCCAGAUUUCUUUGCUUUUGUCGUCAUCAUAAUACUAACUGUUAUCCUCUGUUGUGGAGUAAAAGAAUCUGCAACAUUCAGUAAAAUAUUCACCGGUGUCAAUAUAGUGGUAAUUCUGUUUGUUAUUGUCGCUGGCGGAAUUAAAUCUAAUAUCAACUACUGGUAUUUGACUGAAGACAAUAUCACCGACUAUUUUGUGCAAGAAUGUGGAACUGCGAACAAUACUUCAAAUAAUAUAAGUGUAUUGCUAAACAACUCACUUGCAAUCGAACCUGGCACCAAUUUUGCUGUUAAAAUUGAAAAAGUGGAUGAAACAAUAGGAUCCAAGAAUGAUCUAAAUUGCACAUUGAAUGAAGAAGGAAAAUACAACGUAGUUGAUAGAUUUGGAACAGGCGGUUAUUUUCCAUAUGGAUUCUCUGGUGUAAUGUCUGGUGCUGCAACAUGCUUUUUCGGAUUCGUCGGAUUUGACGUCAUCGCCACGACAGGAGAGGAGGUUCAAAAUCCGCAACGUGCCAUUCCUAUGUCUAUCGUCAUCUCACUGUUAAUUGUGUUUUUCGCUUACUUCGGUGUCUCCUCCGUGUUGACAUUAGUUGUGCCUUACUAUAUGUUGGAUGUGGGAGCUCCUCUACCACAAGCUUUUGCUCAUCUUGGAUGGAACUGGGCCGUAUAUCCUCUCGCUAUUGGUGCUACUUGCGCACUUUCUGCAAGUUUACUUGGUGGUUUAUUCCCGUUACCUCGUGUUGUUUAUGCUAUGGCGCAAGAUGGUUUAAUUUUCAAAUUUCUGGCUCGCAUUAACAGAAGAUUUAAAACACCUGUGAUAGCUACUGCUAUAUCUGGAUUACUUGCAGCUAUUAUGGUUCUGAUAUUUGAUUUGGAGGAUUUAGUUGACAUGAUGUCUAUUGGAACCUUACUUGCCUAUACAUUGGUUGCUGUUUGUGUUUUAAUUUUAAGGUACCAGCCAUCUAUGAGUGUAGAAAUGGUUGAAAGACGCGAAAAAGGAUUUCCAAUGGCCGAGGCCAGUAAUACUUCACUUCUUUCAAAUAUUAAGCAACCUUCAAAUGAACCGACAGACACAUCAGGAAAAUUGGUUUAUAUUGCAACCAUGAUCAUAGGUUUUUUCGCAUUCAUUUUAUGUGCUAUGCUUGUGAACAUCAAUUCAUUACCGUACCUUGCUACCGUUGUCGUCUGUCCAAUACUCGGAUGUUUUAUUAUCAUAUUAGUAAUCAUCAUUCUGCGUCAGCCUCAAUCUCAAGAGAAAUUAUCAUUCACUGUGCCAUUUGUUCCACUGUUGCCAGUUUUAUCAUCGAUUUGCAACAUUUAUCUUAUGUGUGAGUUGAGCGUUGAGACGUGGAUUCGAUUUGCAGUUUGGAUGGCUAUUGGUUUUGCGAUCUAUUUCGGAUACGGAAUUCGUAAAAGUUCACAGAGAAUAAGAAGGGAAUCGUACGCUGUUGGAACUAACGAGAAAAACGUUAUGUUACAAUAAUCCCCAACAUUAGCAUUUAAAUUCAACUUAUUUAAGAUUUUAUUUUAAAAAUUUUGUCUGUUUUGCACAGAAAUAUAUUAUCGAAUUACAAGUUUUAGGCAAAUGGAACAUCUAGUCCUCAAAAUAAAUAAUUUUUUUGUAAACUUAGUAAUCGAUGAUGAAUUUCUGGCGUUGUACAUAUUAUUGUAUAAGUUAUGCUUAUUCGGAAAACUUAAUUUCAGUAAUGCCAAACGCUCCGCAGGCAUAGCUAUUGCAUUCCCAUUUAUAUUAUUCUGACCAAGAAAAUAAUUUUCCGAAUAAGCUGUGGUGAUUUCUUUAUUUUUUGCGGGUGCAUUGCGUUCUGUAGGUGUUUCUUCAUUAUUCACUAUGGUUUGUGUUCCCAAGUUGUAUUUAAACCCAGCCUAACUUGACUGUGUAUAUUUCUGUUCCGUAUCGCUGUACCAACCAACACAAACUGCCAAAUCUGUAGUUCUUAUUUUGCAAUUAUUAACUUGAUUAGUCGCUAAUUAAUAAUCAUUCUGUACAACACAUGUUGUUUUGUGAUUGUAAUUAAUUUGCACCAUCUACUUGCUAACAAUCAUUUGUUCGUAUUGUCAAUAUUUGCAUGUCCGUUCUUUCGUUCAAUUUGAUGUUACUGCCUGCCUAUGCAUGUAAAAAUAAACUAAUUCCACUCGCUUCUGCUAUUUCUGACAAGUUCUCCAUUUCACUAAAAUAGACAAGAUUUAACUUAUAAUAACACCUACCUGAAAGUGACUGCUUAUCUGGGGACUUAUUCUGAGCUAAAAUGUGAAACAUGCCAUAAACCAGAUGCUACAGAACGUGGAAACUUUAGAGGAUAUUUUUU
Messenger RNA from Styela clava, 2856 nucleotides. Its product is annotated as high affinity cationic amino acid transporter 1-like. Gene Ontology annotation, cellular component: plasma membrane. Lineage: Eukaryota; Metazoa; Chordata; Ascidiacea; Stolidobranchia; Styelidae. The record is from RefSeq and is a predicted model, not a curated record. Gene Ontology annotation, biological process: L-ornithine transmembrane transport; L-arginine import across plasma membrane. Gene Ontology annotation, molecular function: L-lysine transmembrane transporter activity; L-ornithine transmembrane transporter activity; L-arginine transmembrane transporter activity.